Peronospora matthiolae is the source of this 333-nucleotide messenger RNA. Lineage: Eukaryota; Oomycota; Peronosporomycetes; Peronosporales; Peronosporaceae. The record is from the annotation of a GenBank genome assembly.
AUGGUUUCGCUGGGUGCCACCGUCGCGCUUGGCGAUUCGUACUGUGGCAACGUAGUGACUUGUCGCCGAGGUAGUCGACUAUUGAGUAUGGACGCGAGGUUUCUAGCUGCUGCACCGCAUCAGCAUUCCGAUGAACUGCAGACGUCGGGUCAAUGGGUGGUACGAGAUAGAGUACCGCUCGAGGCGGGUGGUACUCAUGCAAGGGAGUUGACGUUCGUGCGGAGGCGUUGCUGUUUCUGGGUAGUUCGUGGUAUCACGUCUAGCUGCUGCAUUUUGAACUCGAGCCGAACGCUUCAGACGAGCCAAGAGGACUGUCAGCUAAUGAGGUCGUGA